AUGCUUAUCAUAAAACGACUUUUCAUUACAUUUUCUCUUAUUUUUGUUCAAGCUAAAGAUUUUGAUGUUGUUGCUAAACUUGAUUCAAAACAAAUCAUUGAUUCUUUAACAUCUGAAACAUUUUUAAAAUAUUUAAAUGAAUUAGCUCAGAUUUUUGCUAAGAAAGCCGCGGAAUCAUUUAUAGAAGAAAUAAAAAACAAAAAACAUUUAUUAAAGUAUAAGGAGAAAACCAGCAGCCCAAGUCUUAUAAAUGCAAGUCGUAGCAAACCAAAAAAAGUGAAACAAAUAUUGAAUGAAGAAGAAGCACUGAAACUUCUAGAAGAUCCUUCACCUGAUGGAGAUAAUUUGGAAUCACAUUCAGAUGUUGAUUCAGAAUUUGAAAAUAAUGUUAAUGUUAAAAAGGCCAUACCUGUGUAUGGGUUAACGAAAGUAAAUGGUGUUUAUGUGAGAAGACUGUUAGGACAUCUAAGC
Molecule: messenger RNA, 471 nt
Organism: Brenthis ino (lesser marbled fritillary)
Lineage: Eukaryota; Metazoa; Arthropoda; Insecta; Lepidoptera; Nymphalidae
Source: the annotation of a GenBank genome assembly